GAAUUAUUAUGAACAAACUUUCUAAAAAUAGUAAAUAUCUUUAUUUGUUGAAAAAUACUUUAUUGAACGUGUAUCUAGUCAUAAAAAUAACAGGGGUAUAUCAGUUAUUUGACAAAUGAAAUUUAAAAAUUAAAUAAAUAACAGAAACCCUAGACAAACGGGCAAUAUUAAAAAAAUAAAUAAAAUAAAAUCUCAUGGCCGCAAUAGCGCAAAGAACUAAAAUAUAAAUAGAUUUAUCCCAAAAUCUAACCUAAUUCAAGAAAAUACAGUGGCAGAGAAAUUGCGUAGACACUGAACAAAAGAAAAAAAGAAAAAAGAAAAAGGCAAAUCCUAAAAUGAAAAAGAAUGAAGGAGAAAAAUUGCAGAGAGAAGAGAGAAAAACUUGUGUGGCUACCGCAGAAUUAGCAAUUUCUCCAUAAAAAUUAAUUUCCUUUCUUUUUCUUUUCCCAAUUAUUAUUCCUAUUUUUCGCAUUUGUCAGCCUUGUCCAUCAAUAGCGCGGUAAAUCCAACAAACAAAAAUUAAAAACAAAAAGAUUUUGCUGCCCAUUUCAUCUUUCUUCUCGUUCUUUAUAGUUGUUUUUUUUUAUUAAAAAAAAAAGAAAUUUAUUUAUUAAUAAAUUUUUUUUCCCAUCACAAUCUCAGUUUCUAUGCGUACAAGGCGCGAAGCAAUUAGUGGGGGAGUUGGAUACAAUAAAGAGCAAUGGCUGAUGAAGCUGUCGCUAGCGGUGGUGCCAGCGGCGGCGGUGGUGGGGAGGAGGUUGGAACAUCAUCGUCAUCGGGUGGUUCGUCGCCAAAGAAUAGAAUGAAGUUCUUGUGUAGUUAUGGCGGGAAAAUAUUGCCCAGACCUGCUGAUGGCCUCCUUAAAUAUGUUGGUGGAGAGACACGUGUCAUUGGCGUUCCUAGAGAUACCAACUUCUCAGAGUUAAUGAAGAAGCUGAAAUCAGAAUUUGAAGGGGACAUGGUCCUGAAGUACCAGGUGAUGCCUGAAGAGCUUGACGUAUUGGUGUCUGUAAGGACUGAUGAGGAUCUGAAGCACAUGCUCGACGAAUAUGAUCGCCAUGAAAGUGGAGGAACUUCAAAGCUUCGAGCCUUCUUGUUCCCUUCCACUCCUGUAAUACUCGAGAACCAAAAUGGCCCUGCAGAUCCUCAUGCAGUAGAACAGCGUUACAUUGAUGCCAUCAACAACACGGUUCGUUCAGCCAAUUGUAGACCUCCCACUAUCAUUGCAAACCGUCCUUCCUUUAGCCUCUCUGCUUCCUCUUCUCCGAAAGGCAAUUCCCCUGAUGGUAACACCAUGGAUGCUACUACCCAUGAGCAUAUUUUCAUGAAUAGCUAUCAUAGUAAUAGAUUUCCUAUGCAUAAAGUACAUAGUUCUCCUAGUCUCUACAAUCUCAAUGCUCCUCACCAUCAAAGUAACAGCCACGGCAAUCCCCAUUAUUAUCAACACCAUCACCAUCAUCAGCAGUAUCAGCAGCACUAUCCACAUAGCUACCAAUCUUCUUCUAGACUACCUCAUGAACCUCAGAGGCUAUUACCAUCUUUAUCGCUGGGGCGGCCUGACUUUGGGAGGACACCCUUUAGUCCUCUCAAUCAGUACCACUCGAACGUAAACAAUGCGGGGAGCUCGAAUGUACAUAACAAUUGGAGCUCAAGCGGACAUAAUUUUGGGAGUGGAAGUCUCAACAGACAUAGCUGCUAUGAGGAGCAGCACUCUGGUUAUGGGUGUAGGACAAUUGAAAGACUGGAUGGUCUAUCUCCAAGUCCCAAGAAUAAAAUUCUGGAGUAGAGUCAUACAAUUAUCGACUAGCUGAUUUGAAGAGCUUAAAGAUGGUAUAGAAGAUUUCUUUUUUGUUUUUGGUUCUUUUUCUUUAUUAUUUUCCCUUCUUUCUAUACAUAUUUUGUUUGUUUUCCCCAGAAAAAGGAAAAGAAAAAAAGAAAAAGAUAAGGUUGAAACAUGUUCACCUUAUGUUUUGGGUGUAUUAUAUGAUUGUGUUCUUGAGUAGGUUUGAAUGUUGCUUGUGAAGCAGCUGCAAAAGCUUUGUACACAUUUAAGAAACUAUAGUUAUUAUUAUGUUUGAAGAAUUUUUCUUGGUUUUUA
Messenger RNA from Ricinus communis (castor bean), 2098 nucleotides. RefSeq lists its product as uncharacterized. NCBI's taxonomy places the organism in Eukaryota, Viridiplantae, Streptophyta, Magnoliopsida, Malpighiales, Euphorbiaceae. Gene Ontology annotation, molecular function: protein binding. The record is from RefSeq and is a predicted model, not a curated record. Bases 701 to 1786 code for a protein of 361 amino acids. The transcript has 3 exons.